UGAAAGGUCAGCUUGAGCAGAAGAAACAGAAGAAUGGUAUGGAGGAUUCAUCCAGCCCACAGGGAGAUGUGCUGGAGAACGGUGCUGACUCCAACAUCAUGGAUAUACAGAGGGAUGCAAACAGACAAAUCAAUGACCUCAAAUUUAAGCUUGUCAAAUCAGAGCAAGAAGUCACAGCACUUGAACAGAAUGUCACAAGGCUUGAGGGUCAUGUGACCCGUUACAAAGCUGCAUCUGAAAAUGCAGAGAAGGUGGAGGACGAACUCAAAGCUGAAAAACGCAAACUGCAGCGAGAGUUGCGCUCUGCACUGGACAAGAUUGAAGAGUUGGAAUCCAGUAACAGCCACCUCUCGAAAAGGCUGGAGAAGAUGAAGAGUUAUAAUAGGCCAACAGCAACAACUCCCUAA
Messenger RNA from Cyprinus carpio (common carp), 407 nucleotides. Its product is annotated as leucine-rich repeat flightless-interacting protein 2-like. Gene Ontology annotation, biological process: regulation of transcription by RNA polymerase II. The transcript has 4 exons. The coding region runs from base 39 to 407 and encodes 122 amino acids. Lineage: Eukaryota; Metazoa; Chordata; Actinopteri; Cypriniformes; Cyprinidae. The record is from RefSeq and is a predicted model, not a curated record. Gene Ontology annotation, molecular function: RNA polymerase II cis-regulatory region sequence-specific DNA binding; DNA-binding transcription factor activity, RNA polymerase II-specific.